AUGAAAAACUCCACCAAUGAUGAUAACGAUGCUACUGCAGCUGAAACAAAUCUCAGCAUCGUUCCAGUACCUCACGAAACUAUCCUCUACAAGCCAAAUAACCAGUUUGAAAUCAAUGUGAUGGGAAACGUGACUGAUAUUAAUUUCUACAUUCCAGAUGUAGGUGACUCAACUGGUGUGGCUUUUCGUAAGGCAUAUUCUGCUGCCAAGUAUGAUUCAAAGAAUAACAAGGAGUUAUGCAGUUAUGUUGGAUCUAUGUUAUGCGCCGUUGUUCCUGGAUUCCGAAACUCCGUGGUGGAAGCACUGAAUGAAAUAUGUGUUAGGCCUCGGUUCAUUAGUUUGCCAUCCCAGGCUGAUGAAAACAGAAUUUUGAUUUCUCGUCUUCCUGAAUUAGGCUGGCCUUCCAUCGUUGUGGUCUUUGGCUACUGUAUCCUUCUUCUUUUCAAGCUAUCUUUUCACGAUGACAGUGAUAGUAAUUAUAAUCACUGUAUGUCAAGUUUCAUUAUGAAUCUCCAAGCUAAAGUUAGGUGGGAUCCAAGCAACGAACUUCUUGUACCAUUUGAUGUCAGACAAGCAAAAUCAGUUACCACAAUGCUUGGUUCUGAUGAUCUUCGUGCCACUAUUAAGACAUUUCUUAUCGACAACGCUAAUCAUAAUGAUUAUAAUCUUCGUAACAUUUGUGAAAUUUUGAAUCGUAGGUUACGUUAA
Molecule: messenger RNA, 708 nt
Organism: Lathyrus sativus (Indian pea)
Lineage: Eukaryota; Viridiplantae; Streptophyta; Magnoliopsida; Fabales; Fabaceae
Source: the annotation of a GenBank genome assembly